AUGGCAAACAAGAUUCAACGAACCUACAAGCUCGACGACAUCAUAGACCAUGUAAUAUAUGAGAAGAAUCCGGAUAUAGGUGGCACUUGGUAUGAGAACCGGUACCCAGGGGUGAUGUGUGAUGUUCCAGCACAUAUAUACACCUUUCUUGAUAUACCGCAUCCUGAUUGGAGCCAUUACUAUGCCACUGGCCCAGAGAUCCACCAGUACCUCAAAACUGUAACGAAGCGAUAUAACCUGGACAGGGACGUUCAGCUCAAUUCCGAGGUAAAGUCAGCCAUCUGGGACGAAGAAUCUGGAACCUGGAAAAUACAGGUGUUGAAAGAGACAGAAGUGGUCGAUGACUGGUGCGACGUUCUGAUUAAUGGCUCAGGAGUCCUCAACCACUGGUCAUGGCCGUCAAUCCCUGGUCUUGACCAAUUCAAAGGUCAUUUGUGUCACUCCGCCAACUGGAAAGACGGGUUCGACUUCACCGGAAAACGGGUCGCCGUCGUGGGCAAUGGAUCGUCAGGCAUACAAAUCGUCCCAGAAAUGCAAAAGAUUGCGAGCCACAUGGUGAACUUCAUCCGCUCGAAAGCGUGGAUCUCGGCACCCUUCGCCGAAGACUUUUCAAAAUCGCCCGGAGGAAACCCUGCUUACACUGAGGAGGAGAAGCAAACAUUUCGAGAUCACCCGGAAGAACUAAAGAAUCUUCGGAACAAACUCAUCCACGUUCAGAAUACCUUCUAUGAAGCUCUCAUUGAAGGAGCACCAACGAACCUUGAGGCUGCUAAAGGGGUCAAGGCCUUGAUGAUUGACAGACUUGGCGGCAAUCAAGAAUUAAUUGAGAAAUUAAUACCGAAUUGGUCGUUGGGCUGCCGACGAUUGACUCCUGGAACGGGCUAUCUGGAAGCAGUGAGCCAACAGAAUGCGGAGCUCGUCGACGACCAAAUUGCCGAGAUCACGCCGACAGGGAUUCGAACCGUUGACGGCAAACACCGCGAAUUUGACGCCAUUGCGAUGGCAACCGGCUUCGACGUCUCUUUCAAGCCUCGCUGGGUGCAACUGGGUCGGAAUCAUCGGUCUCUGGCAGAAGACUGGAAAGACGAACCGGCCAGCUAUUUCUCGCUCGCUGCCGCUGGCCAACCUAAUCAUUUCAUCUUCAUGGGUCCCGCAGGGCCAGUCGGUCAUGGUAGCUUGACAUCAGCGAUCGACUGGACAGCAGACUAUGUGAUCAAGUGGCUGUUGAAAAUGACCAAGGAGGACAUCAAGUCCUUUGAAGUCAGAGAAGAUGUCCAACAUGACUGGAAUGUCUGGGGUGACGAACUCAUGAAGCGGACGGUCUGGUCCAGUGGGUGCAGAAGUUGGUACAAGAACGGCAAAGUCGACGGGAGAGUCACUGCGUUGUACCCUGGCAGUAUUCUGCAUUAUAAAGAUAUGGUGGAACAUAUACGAGGAGAAGACUUCCAUAUCAGUUAUCGUAGCAAGAACCGAUGGAGAUUCCUGGGUAACGGGUUUACUCAAUUGGAGAUGGACAAGGGUGACUUGGGGUAUUAUGUCACCUGCUAG
Molecule: messenger RNA, 1548 nt
Organism: Rhinocladiella mackenziei CBS 650.93
Lineage: Eukaryota; Fungi; Ascomycota; Eurotiomycetes; Chaetothyriales; Herpotrichiellaceae
Exons: 13
Coding region: 1-1548 (515 amino acids)
Molecular function (GO): flavin adenine dinucleotide binding; N,N-dimethylaniline monooxygenase activity; NADP binding
Source: RefSeq, a predicted model, not a curated record